AUGACUGACUCCAGAAGUAAAAAGGCCCAGAGGCUCAAAGAGGCGCGCGGUCUCAGAGCUAAGGCUCCAGUUGCUGCGCACUUCGAAGAUUGUGUACAGGCAUUUCAGCGACUUUCCGACUCAAUACAAGUAAACCAGUCCAAUUCUGAGCUGCACCAAAUCGCCGAGGACAGUGCAAUCAGACUCAAGCUGUGGGGUGAAGGAAGUCAAGCAUCAUCGCGUUCUCUUGACUAUGCCCUCAGGAAUUCUUCAAUACUGAAGCGCCAGACACUUCGCCUAUUGAAAGACUUACACUCCACUCUGGAGGAAGCUAUAACUGAAGUCCAAGCACAAGAGCCUGUAACAUCUGAAAGUGGAGAUGUGACCGAGGCAUCUGUAUCGCCUAAUACAAGUGGCCGCCAGGACGACGCAGUAUCCGAUGAUCAAGAAAUGGAAACUGGCCCAGAUAUUUGCUUGGAAGAGGCCAGCAACGUAAUUGGCUACAUGUUUCAGCUACUUCCCAUACUGCGAGACCCGCUAGAAGAUAGCGAUGUCGACGCUGCUCAAAGUAACGAGGAGUAUUCAGUAGAAUACUACCGCCAAAUAGCGGAUGACAUGUUUCCAAUCGCACCGGAAAGUUUACGGCUCCGGCUUGCAGACAACAUUUGGCGGUCUCGGCAAAGGUUACUGCUCUCACUAGGUGAAAAUCAAGUUGUCAGCGGUCAGAGCUUCCUAGGACAACGACCUAGACAUAGAUAUAGGCCGUGGGAUUCAUCACUCCGGCAGACUGGCGAACCUCCCAAGUUCCAUACAGCACAACAUCGCUCCAACCGAGCAGAGUCUGACGCGGGAACUUCAACAAUCCGCUCCCAUGUAGAGACAGUUUUGUCGAAAACGGUUAUGGUUGACCAGGACUCGGUCACUUCGGCCACAGACACACCACACCAGUCUAUGCUGCCAAGUCUGGUUGUACCACAACCUCCAGUCAACCUCGAAAGAACUCAACAAUUUGACUGUCCAUAUUGCCAUUCUGAGCUGCCUCUAAUUUUCUCUACAAGUAGCAUCGGUAUGACAGAAUGGGAAUGGUCUAAACAUGUCUUCUGCGAUUUGAAGGCAUAUAUGUGCACGUUUGGUGACUGUUCUCACGAAAAUCUACCGUUCGGUGACAGAAAGGAAUGGAUACAGCACGAACUUGACUUCCACCGAUCCCAUCGUGUAUGGUUUUGCGGGCUUUGCCGGUCUGAUUUCAGGACAGAGGAGCAUUUUACGUCCCACUUACAGGCUUCACACAGCGACUUGACACCAGACGAGGCAGCCUUAGUACGAGGGUUCUGUAAAAGAUACUCAACAGAACUGCCAGGGGAGCAAUCGUGUGCGCUAUGUGGUGUGGCGUGUGACGAUACCGAUGAGCUGGAAAACCACCUCGGAACUCAUUUGGAAACACUCGCGCUUGCAGCUCUGCUAGAAGACGAAGGGACCGACGAUGAGGGCGUGGAAGGCGUCGAUAUGCUCGUGGAUUAUAUUGCAGAGCAACACGAGCUCUUGAAAGGUGAUGAAAGGUUCUUGCCGGUAGAUGUCCGGACGAAACUCAGAACAUCACCCAAUGCAGCCCUUCAUGACAAUGAAGCCAGCCAUACCAUGAACACCGAGAACUUUUCGGCCCCUGAUGAUCUCGAGAGCGGAUCACAAAGACUUGGUAACGUACUCUGGACUGAAAAAGUCAAGAAGUUUCUUGACAAAGAGACCACCCAGGAUUCUAUCCCAGUCGUACAUUGCAAUGUGCGCUCAAGAUAUGAUAAUUUCGUUGGUAGAGAUUCAGACCUCCAAAGUAUACGCCAACAAUUGUCUACUCCGGGAAGAAUAUGCGUUAUCAGUGGCCGCGGAGGCAUCGGAAAGACGGCGAUUGCAGUCGAGUACCUAUACAAAUUCGAAUCGGACUACUCUUAUGUAUUCUGGGUUGAGGCUGAAAAUCCUGGUCUUUGCGCCGAGAAGUACGGCAUGAUAGCAACUCAUCUCAAUCUGCCAGAAGAGCCCUUUGCAAACUUGGAUGCACGCACGUAUUCAGUCAGAGAUAGCUUGACGAAAUCCGACAGGCGAUGGCUGUUGAUAUUCGACAACGCUGCUUCGUGGGCAGACAUCUCUCGGUAUAUCCCUCGAAGUUUUCCAAAAACUAAAGGUUCUGUCCUCAUUACAACCCGCUCAGCCCCAAUGUUACUAGCGCCACCUGGACAUCCCGCAUUUCACCACCAGCAUGCGGUUGAGCUCGAGGCGUGGCCGCUGGAGCAUGGUCGAGAAUUCUUGUUAACUUCCAUCCGACCCAAACUGAACAAGGAAGACUUGCAGGCUCAUGAGGAGUAUGACCAAGCGGCGCAAGUAGUAAACGUGGUAGGAGGUUUGCCUUUGGCUAUCAGCAUGAUCGUCGGUUAUGUUAAAGUGUCGCGAUGUACUUUGGCUGAUUUUCUGGAGAUGUGGGAAGAAAAGGAACACAUAAUGAGGAAGAAGAGGAGGAGGAAGGUUGAUCUUGAUGAUGGGGAUAUUGACUCGACCAUUGACUCAUUGUGGACCAUCGGUAUCCGAGAAGUGCGUAUGAAUUCUCGACGCCUCCUCGAUGUUCUGUCAUUUCUUGACCCAGAACAUAUACCAAAAAGCCUUCUUGUUGGAGACCACAAAGAAGAUUAUUUGGAGUUCCUCAAUGCUUCCGAAACACUCAGCUAUAAGAGAAUGAUCACGGAGUUGACAGGUCGGCGACUUCUUUCUGAAAAGCAGACUGACAAUGAUGAUACAGCCUAUACAAUUCACAGACUACUGCAACAGAAAGUUUUGCUGGAUAUGGAGGAUUAUGGGUUUGCCGAUGCAUUCCGAAAAGCAUUUCGACUGAUAAGGAAGCGUUUUCCUAUGGCUGAGCCACAACAGGUUCCUAAUCCAAGCAGUUGGGCAGUUUGUCAAGAGUACCUACCUCAUGUUUCUACGUUCUGCCGAAUCUAUCAGCAAAAUGCUGCCUCAGCCUCGUUAGGAGAUCCUACUCCAAAAGAGCUUGCUGGGCUCUUCUAUGACGCAGGAUUCUACAUUUGGUCCCGUGCAAUGACAGAAUACGAUGGACUGUGGUUCUUCGAAACCGCAGAAGCGAUCCUUAAUAACAUCGACAUGGACCCCAGCACCAAGAUCGGAGCAGACAUUUUGUGCGUGACUGGCCUGCUUCUCUUGAAUAUGGGAGUUGUCGAGCGCACAAAGGGGCUCCAUCGCCUGAAACAUGCCUGGCAGAUCAGAGAACAAAUAUACGAGCAGAAUCGCGACCACGACAACGAUGUCCUCCUCCAAAACGCAGCCAAUGACUAUGCUUUAUGCUUACUGAACGAGCAUCAAUUCGAGGAAGCUGGCGAGAUAUUCCGGGGAUGCCGGGAGCAGUAUCUUGUCUGGGGCCCUGAAAACGAAAACCCGUUUGAGAACUCGAAAUAUUACGGCAAUUACAGUCUCAUUCUCAUGUGGGCAGGCGAGAUGGAAACAUCCAUCAAGUUUCAAGACCAUGCAAUGAAACUCACGGAGAGGUUCCUCGGAAAGAAGGCGAUGUACUACCGAAGAAUGUUCAUGCUGGCCUGCAUUCUUCUCCAGUCUGGAGAUCUUCAAGGAGCGCUUGACAUGCAUCUAGAGACACUAAAGGCGCGUCUAGAGCUCCAUGGAAAGCACAACGAGUACACCAUAUCAAGUAUGUACGCCGUUGGCGCAAUGUAUCACCACAUGGGAGACUCGUAUACAGCAACUGGAUACAUACAGCAGUGUAUAGAAUGUGCAAGGAACUCAAAAUGGGACCGCGCAGCGCUUGCCAGAGCUCAGUAUCACUUGGCUUUGCUGUAUCGAGAGCAGGGCAUGCAGGAGGACGAUGCGAUAGCACUGGAAGCAGAAACCGACGCAUUGCUCGAAGAGUUCGGGGAUCACGCAGCAGCAAGCGUCUGUGCGACUGGGGACAAGAUGAUGAUCCUGGAUGACUUACAGCCAUCGUUCCUCGGCCGUUACACCGGUCGCACCUUGUUGAAGCAUUUACAGGAGCAUUACCAGCGGACGCAGUCUCUGUAG
Messenger RNA from Neoarthrinium moseri, 4050 nucleotides. RefSeq lists its product as uncharacterized. The record is from RefSeq and is a predicted model, not a curated record. Gene Ontology annotation, molecular function: protein binding; ADP binding. NCBI's taxonomy places the organism in Eukaryota, Fungi, Ascomycota, Sordariomycetes, Amphisphaeriales, Apiosporaceae. The transcript has 4 exons. The coding region runs from base 1 to 4050 and encodes 1349 amino acids.